GGAGAAGGACUGCGGGGCGCCCUGCGAGCCCGGCCGCCUCUACGGGCUCAUGUACUUCGGGCCCGAGGAGCUGCGCUUCUCCCGCACUUGGAUCGGCAUCUGGUCGGUGCUCUGCUGUGCCUCCACCCUCUUCACCGUCCUCACCUACCUGGUGGAUAUGAAGCGGUUCAGCUACCCUGAGCGGCCCAUCAUCUUCCUCUCGGGCUGCUACACGGCGGUGGCCGUGGCCUACAUCGCCGGCUUCCUCCUGGAGGAGAGAGUGGUCUGCAACGAGCGCUUUGCCGAGGACGGCUCCCGCACCGUGGCGCAGGGCACGAAGCGGGAGGGUUGCACCAUCCUCUUCAUGAUGCUCUAUUUCUUUGGCAUGGCCAGCUCCAUCUGGUGGGUCAUCCUCUCCCUCACCUGGUUCCUUGCUGCCGGCAUGAAGUGGGGCCACGAGGCCAUUGAGGCCAACUCCCAGUACUUUCACCUGGCUGCUUGGGCCGUGCCGGCCAUCAAGACCAUCACCAUCCUGGCCCUGGGACAAGUGGAUGGGGACGUUCUCAGCGGUGUCUGCUUUGUGGGCAUCAACAACGUGGAUGCCCUGCGGGGCUUCGUGCUGGCCCCCUUGUUCGUCUACCUGUUCAUUGGCACCUCUUUUCUGCUGGCUGGCUUUGUGUCCCUCUUCCGGAUCCGGACCAUCAUGAAGCACGACGGCACCAAGACAGAAAAGUUGGAGAAGCUCAUGGUUUUGUAAUGGCUUUGCUUGGAAUUUCGGCUGCAUCAGCAGCAGGGCCCGGAGCGGGGUUGCGGCCGCGGCCGGGGUCGCCUUCUGACCCGGGCUGGCUCCCGAUCCCGACUCCGAGGUGGGGAUGGGCAGGAGCGCCGCUUUCCGCCCUGGCCCCGUGUGGGGGAGGACGGACCCCAUCCCGUCCCCUACUGGGAGGGACGUGGAGC
This is a messenger RNA of Manacus vitellinus (golden-collared manakin), 936 nucleotides long. It is a transcript of the gene FZD1, whose product is annotated as frizzled class receptor 1. Gene Ontology annotation, biological process: canonical Wnt signaling pathway; non-canonical Wnt signaling pathway. Gene Ontology annotation, cellular component: plasma membrane. Gene Ontology annotation, molecular function: Wnt-protein binding; Wnt receptor activity. The coding region runs from base 50 to 736 and encodes 228 amino acids. Lineage: Eukaryota; Metazoa; Chordata; Aves; Passeriformes; Pipridae. The transcript has 2 exons. The record is from RefSeq and is a predicted model, not a curated record.